Penaeus monodon (black tiger shrimp) is the source of this 480-nucleotide messenger RNA. RefSeq lists its product as uncharacterized. Gene Ontology annotation, cellular component: neuron projection membrane. The transcript is spliced from 6 exons. The coding region runs from base 1 to 480 and encodes 159 amino acids. Lineage: Eukaryota; Metazoa; Arthropoda; Malacostraca; Decapoda; Penaeidae. The record is from RefSeq and is a predicted model, not a curated record. Gene Ontology annotation, biological process: synapse organization.
AUGUAUGAACUCAUAUGCAUCUACCAGAAAUCACAGCUCUUUACAUUAUCCCCAAGUCCUAUGCUGACGGCUAUAUUUGUGAUCCACAGCAAGGAGACAGAUGACUGGACGCUUCAGGUGCAGUACAGCCAGCCUCGAGACUCAGGUGCCUACAAGUGCCAGGUGAACUCAGACCCCAAGAUAGUCCGCAAUGUUUACCUCAGUGUCACAGUUUUGCAUUCUGCCAUGGAAUUAUUAGUCCAAUUGCUGUUGUCAGUGUUAGAAGUUAAUCCUGAAUUUGUAAAAGCGAGUACAUCUCUCCGCCGGAAUGCAAGGGAUGAAUAUGGAAUACCCGAACCUAUAGGAAAAACUAUAGUCGAUGUUGAAAAUAAGCGCUUCUUGGACGGCAAUCUGUACAAGCUGCCCCCCACCAACAGCGAGGAAGUGCAAACACUCACAGAAUAUGGAUCUGCUCCCAACAGGGAAACCAUUUCCCUUUAA